AUGGCGGACUUACCAGCACACAUCUCAGGCUCAAAACCCUUCGAAUCCCCUCUUCUAGACCAUGAUAUCUCAAGCUCACCAUCCCUAACAAUCUACCCCACACUCCGUUCAAUCAAAAAAUCACCUCGCCGUACAUCAUCUCCACCAGCACCAACAAUCUACCUUACAGGCUACCGCUGCCACGUUAGCGACCCAGAAUACAGAUACGCGCGAGAGAGAACGGGGGACAUUCAACCAUACUGGUUCGAAGAAGCGUACGGUGCUGCGGACUUCAAAGAGGGAGUGAGAAGGAGGGCGAAGAAUGAUAUGGCACCCCAUGAGGACGAAGUCGCGGUUAUAGACCUUGAUGAUGAUGGGAAGGAGAUGGAUAGAGUAGCUGCUAGAGACCAGAGGGAGAAGGCCAGGGAGAGGGCAUUGAUGAGGGAGGAGGGUGAGUGGAGGCUUGGGGGGGAAGUAGAUAUGAGCGAAGAAAUCAGAGGUAACAGCUUGGAAAACAGGAGAAUGAUCCGUGAGGAACAGUGGAAGCAGCUGGAGGUAGAGAGGGAGAGUUUGCAAGAAGAGAGGAAGAAGCUCAAUGUCAAUGAGACGGAAGAGAAGCAACAGAAAAAGGAAGAGCAGCAUGCUUCACGCGUACCUAUUCGGAACCGCGCACUUAGCCUGCUGGAUUUCCAGAAGAAGAUGAAGCUGAAAGGCAAGUCGAAGGUUGAAGUCGCCGAGCCGCAAAACGUAAAGGCCGAUUCCCAACACACGUCAGGCUCAACCAGCUCCAAGGAUGAUAUCCCUGUUCUCGCCGAGCCCCAACCCUCAGUCGCUGGCGAAGGAUUCUCCAGACUGCCUCUACCACCACCACUUCACGCUCCCCCUCCUCCGCCCCUAACAGUCCGCAACCCAGAUCUUCCACAAAUGGUCACGCAACAAUCCUCUACACCAACGCGCGGCCGAGCUCCCACACCUCCAUCACUGAAGAGCUCUACGACCACAGAAACUGAUAUCGGAGACCAGGGUGGAAGCAAGGCACUUUUUUUGCGACGGAGUUGUUCUUCUGCAACUAGAGUUCAGGCUGAUAUCCGAGUUGUGCCUGUGCCUGAGGAUAGUGUAAGCAUCCCUGUACUAGCUUGA
This is a messenger RNA of Alternaria arborescens, 1119 nucleotides long. RefSeq lists its product as hypothetical. The transcript has 2 exons. The record is from RefSeq and is a predicted model, not a curated record. The coding region runs from base 1 to 1119 and encodes 372 amino acids. NCBI's taxonomy places the organism in Eukaryota, Fungi, Ascomycota, Dothideomycetes, Pleosporales, Pleosporaceae.